Messenger RNA from Gasterosteus aculeatus aculeatus (three-spined stickleback), 1160 nucleotides. NCBI's taxonomy places the organism in Eukaryota, Metazoa, Chordata, Actinopteri, Perciformes, Gasterosteidae. The record is from RefSeq and is a predicted model, not a curated record.
UUUGUUUUAUUCCCGCAGGAUGCCCGCAGCACAUAAAAGGGCAUUUAUGGACAUUGCAGGAUUCCCUGGCGUUGUGGGUGUAAUUGAUGGAACACAUGUGAGAAUAAUUGCGCCAUCAGAGGACGAGGCUGUCUUUGUUAACAGGAAGAAUUUCCACAGCAUCAAUGUGCAAAUAGUGUUCAAUGCGGCCUGUAAGAUUUUGGACAUUGUGGCUAAAUGGCCAGGCUCCACACAUGAUGCGAGAAUGCUCUCCGAGAGUGGCAUCAGACAGCUUUUUGAGAGACGCUAUGUGCCGGCUAAUUGCCACUUGUUAGGGGAAAGUGGCUACCCAUGCAAACCAUGGCUCCUUACACCUUACCUCCAGCCACGCCAAGGGCCCCAACGAAAUUAUAACAGGGCCCACAAGACAACAAGAGCGGUGGUGGAGCGUGGCAUAGGCCAGCUUAAGAGGCGCUUUCAUGUUCUCCACGGAGAGGUGCGGCUGAGGCCUGAAAAAGUCAGCAAAGUCAUCAUAGCCUGUGCAAUAUUACACAAUAUUUGCAAGGUUAGACAGAUUGCAGAAACUCUGGAGGAUGGCGAUGAGGAUGAGGAUGAAGACAACGAUGAGGAUGGUGGUGAAGAAGAUAUUCACAUUCCACAGGGGAACCUAGUGACUGCCUUACAGGGCAAACUUCACAAAUUUACAUUUCAGGCAAGCUGUAGCCCCAUGUCAUUUGAGAACUUGUGAUGGUAUUAAGAACUACCACAGUUUUACUGCACAUCACCUGCAAUUGUUAAAUGCAAGACACAGAACACAAUCUCUAAAUGAUUUCUUUUUUAGGUGUUCAAUUUUAAGGCAGUAGUACUCCUCCUGAAGGGAAAGGACUUUUUUUUGUUGUUCAAACACAUCAAUCUUCCCUCCUGCAGGGAUGCUGACGGAGCAGGUGCUGCGGAUGGGAAUGGUGUUUGAUCCGCCGGGCUAUCCUGAGUAGCAGCUGCAGGUGGUUCAGGCGGCAAUCUUGUCAGCAAACUUGAUGGGCCCAGUUCUUGUGAUGGCUCCAUGCUACAUAAAUACAUAUGCCUAGUUUAAUUAUUGUUUUGAUCAAAUUAAUUUAAUACAAUGAGCAUGGAUAACACAUGAAAUGGCUUCUGCAAUGAAUAAACACUGUUGAUAUGAAUAA